AUGGCACGCCGACGCUCUAGCAAGAAGUCCAACUACAAUUACCGACCAAUCUAUACCUUCCCCGAGCUCCACGAACGGGUCUGCUCAGCCGUCGAAGAUGACGACGUGGAGCCUCACUGGGUCGACAGAGACGACGACAACGCACGCGACCACGAGAACGAGUACUCGACCAAUGUGAUGGGCACAUUCCGCUGCGAGAACGGCUCCUGCAGCAACGACAGCUGGGGCAGCAAAAAGGUCGCCAUUGUCAUUCGCGGGUACGAGGAUGACGGGUACAACGCCGAGGUGUUCAACCAGCGCUGCAAGGCGUGCAAUCAGCUCGGUGUACUCACGCUGCACGAGAAUUCGUAUGUCGAGCGAGUGGCGUACCGCGUCAAGAAGUGGGCGGGGGUCACGGUUGAGCAGCCUCACUAUGGUCAGCCUGGCGAGGGACCACCACAUGAGCGAGACUUGUGUGAGGGUUGCAAGGCAGGAUAUUGUUUGAGUGGUGGUGUGGAUGAUCUGUCUUUUGCCCAGAUGUCUCUGGGCCGCCGUCAUUCAUGA
Molecule: messenger RNA, 543 nt
Organism: Microdochium trichocladiopsis
Lineage: Eukaryota; Fungi; Ascomycota; Sordariomycetes; Xylariales; Microdochiaceae
Product: zinc-binding domain-containing protein
Exons: 1
Coding region: 1-543 (180 amino acids)
Source: RefSeq, a predicted model, not a curated record